AUGCAGCCUCGGACGACCACCUGUUGGGUGCCAUCGGAGACCAGCCUAAAGCGGGAAAGCUUCAAUGACAUUGUCUUGCACAAGACGACGAAUAUUUCGUUGCGGCUCAUGAGCGCCAACGUCAUGGGCAGGAGUGCGAUGAGCGACUUUCCGGCAGUCGGCGACCGCAGCUACCUCACAGCGGCUGGCCAGGGGAAGUUCUUUCACAGCUCAGGUAGCUUUCGGAAGCGAUCGACAAGCGCGGCCAGCCUGAAGUCGCUGCGCUUCAACGGCAGCAGUCAGGAUGGCAAUGGGUCUAUCCGAAUGGGAACACCGGUCGCAGAGCUCUCAGAUCAGCGUCGUGAGAGCUUGAGCGGGAAUAGCCGCCACGGGUACAUGCCGCCUGAGGCGGGGCGAAUCGAGCCUAAGGAUUGCAACCUCUCCCCGUGGAUUCUCCGAAAAGUGGAGGCCCUCUACCAAAAGAUGGACGAGAAUGCGGAUGGGCGCCUCACCAAGGCGGAGGCCCAGAACUUCUUCAGCCGAUUCGGCAAAAUCAGUGCGUCUGCCAUGUUCUCGGAGGUGGAUGAAAACAACGACGGGGAGAUCCUGCCGUCGGAGUGGCGUUAUUUCUGGCAGCAGGUGCGCGACAACGGCUACAGCGAAGGGGACAUUGCUGAGGAACUCCAGGAGCUCAUGUCUGGGGGCGUAUGGGUGGAUUUCCUGGACGAUCGCAAUGUUUCCGUUGGCUCACGAAGCGCACCCAAAGUGGGUCGCUCAAAGGAGUGA
Symbiodinium sp. CCMP2592 is the source of this 765-nucleotide messenger RNA. NCBI's taxonomy places the organism in Eukaryota, Dinophyceae, Suessiales, Symbiodiniaceae. The record is from the annotation of a GenBank genome assembly.